GUCGAGUUUUUAUUUACUUUUUAUUUUCCAACAAUCAUCGUACUAAUUAAAAUUAAUUAAAAUGUCUGACCGUUUUAUCUUGGGUUUCUGUAAUUACCAAUAAAACUGUAUAAAGAAGAUUAGAAGAUUUUUGUAUACUGUUUUCUAAAGAAUAAUCUAGCACAUUGGCCUUUUUUUAAACAUAGUAUACUUUGUUUUAAAAUGUCGGCGGGCAGACCAAUAAAAUGUGUAGUUGUCGGAGAUGGCACUGUUGGAAAAACUUGCAUGCUAAUAUCGUAUACUACAGACAGCUUUCCUGGAGAAUAUGUGCCUACAGUAUUCGAUAAUUACUCUGCGCCAAUGGUAGUAGACAGCAUUCCUGUGAGUCUUGGACUUUGGGAUACAGCCGGACAGGAGGAUUAUGACAGACUUAGACCUCUUUCGUAUCCACAGACCGAUGUUUUUCUUGUAUGCUUUAGUGUUGCUAGUCCAUCUUCAUUUGAAAAUGUAGUUUCUAAAUGGUAUCCUGAAAUCAAACAUCAUUGUCCAGACGCGCCUAUGAUUUUAGUCGGUACAAAAAUAGAUUUAAGAGAAGACAAAGAGACAUUAAAUAUUUUAUCUGAGCAAGGACUGUCUCCAAUAAAACGCGAACAGGGUCAAAAACUGGCAAAUAAAAUCAGAGCUGUCAAAUAUUUAGAAUGUUCUGCAUUGACACAACGAGGAUUAAAAUUGGUUUUUGAUGAAGCAGUAAGAGCUGUACUGCGACCUGUUCCACUUAAACACCAACAAAGAAAAUGCAUUAUUGCUUAGUAAAUUAGACUGAUUGCAGCAGCGGUAAUUCUACUUUUGUACAAAAUUAAAAAGGGUUGUUUCAGACACUAUGUUCUUCAAUUUUAUUUUUUUAUUUAUGCAUUCAAUCAUAUUAAUGAGUCGUGUUUUACAUGUUACCUAUCUCCAAACAUAAAACAAAAUCAAUGCCAUUUAGCCUAAUAUUGUUUACCAAAGAUAUGUAAAAAUAUAUUGCCAUUAAAUGGCUUUUUUUUUUAAUUUAAAUGCCACGCAUGACUAAAAUUAAUAGUACAAAAAUUAAUAAGUCUUCCGCUUUUAAAGUUACAGUGCCUGUUCUUUUUUCAAUUAUAUAUUUAUUUAUUUUAAUUAUAUUCAUUGCACUAUUAACAUUAGACGUAUUAUAGUAGUUUUACUCAUAUUGGACUUAAAUUAUUUUGUUCUGUUUUUUUGCUCAUUACUAAUUUUACACAAGAACAAAAGUCAUGAAUCUCUAUAUUUUUUAUGUUUAUUAUUUAUAUAUAUAUUAUUUUUUUUUUACAUCUAGUCAUGCAAAUGUUUAGUUAAUAAAUUAAAAAGGCAGCUUAGUUUAGGUUGUAAACAAUUUGGCUAGCCGACGACAUGUAUCAUACUUGGAUUUAAAAUAAAUGUCUCAAAAAUUAUUCAUAUUUGUAACUAUUAAAAUUAUUAUAUAUUGAAUUUUUUUAAAUUUAAUAAAUGUGUUUUUUAUUACAUAAAGCGCCCUUAUUUUUGUAUGUAAUUAUUAUGCACAUUAUAU
Molecule: messenger RNA, 1543 nt
Organism: Adelges cooleyi (spruce gall adelgid)
Lineage: Eukaryota; Metazoa; Arthropoda; Insecta; Hemiptera; Adelgidae
Gene: Mtl
Product: ras-related C3 botulinum toxin substrate 1
Exons: 4
Coding region: 202-789 (195 amino acids)
Biological process (GO): small GTPase-mediated signal transduction
Molecular function (GO): GTP binding; GTPase activity
Source: RefSeq, a predicted model, not a curated record